UUGGUAGAUGUGGUAUUUUGUGGGCCGUGCUCCCUGACAACAGGAAGUAAGUGUGAGUAUCGAAUGCUAUGUGAGAUAAAUCCAAAAAGAACCACCUCGCAAAGGCCUUUAUAAUCUUCAUGUUCUGCGUGAGGUCAGCAGCGGGCAGACGAGUUGCGGUGCGGACGUCAUGCGCGCCAAGCAUGCCGGGAGUAGCAGAGAUGCUGCAGUGUGGCAGCAAACCCGAAGUCUACUGUACAAAAACGUGCUCAUCAAGUGGAGGACCAAACAACAGAGCUUGCAGGAAGUCAUCCUCCCGCUGUUGUUGCUGGCUCUGCUGAUCGUCAUCAGUAAUCAAAAUCCGCACGUCUCCUAUGCCGGCGUUGCCACCGUGGAGCUGGAGAGGGACGACGAUGUCUUCACCACCAUCGGCUAUACGCCCGUCACCAACGUCACCAGCCGCAUCAUGGACGAGGUGGCUCGUGACCUCCCGGUCAGUUUGGAGAUGUUCGCCAGCGAGGAGGCACUGGAGAACGCCAGCGUGUACGAGCCUUCGGGUCUGGUGGGGGUGGUGUUCGCCGACUCCUGGGCCACCUCCUACAGCCUCCGCUUCCCCUACAACCAGCUGCCGCAGCCUAGCGACUUCACAGAGUCUGUCGGCGACUGUCUGAGCAGCUCCUUCAACUGCCGGGCGGCCAACUAUUGGCACGCGGGAUUCGUCCGCCUCCAGUCGCUCUUGGACGCCGCCAUCAUCCAGAUGCAGACCAAGCGUGCGGUGUGGAGUGAGCUGGACGUGACAGCGGUGAUGAUGGGUCAGCCGAGCUGGGUGGAUGUGCACAAGUUCCCGCGCGCCCUGAUCUCCAUCUACCUGGUGCUGGCCUUCACGCCCUUCGUCACCUUCCUCAUCGUCAACGUAGCGGCCGAGAAGGAGCGGCGCAUCAAAGACACCAUGGCCAUGAUGGGGCUCUACGAUUCGGCAUUCUGGAUGUCAUGGGGCCUCCUGUACGCCGUCCUGGUGAGCGCCAUGUCCAUCCUGAUGGCCAUCAUCGCCACCUGCACGGCGCUUUUCCCCAACAGCAACUUCCUGCUCGUCUUUUCCCUCAUCUUCCUCUAUGGCAUUUCUUCUAUCUUCUUCUCGUUCAUGCUGACGCCGUUGUUCAAGAAGCCAAAGUUUUCCAGCACGCUGGGCUCCAUGUUGACGGUGGUCUUUGGAUGCCUGUCGCUCUUCACCAUCCUGAUCAAGGAUUUCCCGCAGCCGCUGGUCUGGAUGCUCUGCCUGCUUUCGCCCUCGGCCUUCUCCAUUGGCGUCGCUCAGGUGGUGUACCUGGAGGCCCAAGGAGAAGGCGCCGUGUUCUCCUCACUGGCCAGCGGGCCUCAUCCGCUCUACGUGCCAAUGCUUAUGCUGGUUUUGGACUGUGUGCUAUACCUGCUGCUGGCCGUCUACCUGGACCAGGUGCUGCCAGACGAGUUUGGGAUGAGGAGGUCCUUGCUGUACUUCCUGAAGCCGUCCUAUUGGUCCAAACGCAGCGAGCGCUACAUGGAAGUAAGCUCGGUGUACGACGCCGAGAUAAACGGCGCUCCCGGCGUCGGUGGCGGCGAGUCGGUGGAGGCCGUCUCGCCAGAGUUCAGAGGUAGAGAGGCCAUCCGCAUCACCAACAUUAGCAAGGUGUACAAAGACAAGGACAACACCGUGGAGGCACUCCGAGGUCUGACCUUCGACAUCUACGAGGGCCAGAUCACGGCUCUGCUGGGCCACAGCGGCUCCGGGAAGUCGACUCUGAUGAACAUCCUGUGUGGCAUCAGCCCGCCCAGCGCUGGCUCGGCCGCCAUUUACGGCACCCCGGUGGGCGAGCUCGCCGACGGGCCCGAGAUGAAGCGGCUGGUGGGCGUCUGCCCGCAGUUCAACAUCCUCUUUGAUGUCCUCACCGUGGAGGAGCACCUCAGGAUCUUCGCCGCCAUUAAAGGGAUCCCGCUGGCCGACGUGGACGCUGAGGUGUCCAAAGUGCUGAAGGAUCUGGACUUGGAGAAGAUCAUGACGGCCCAGGCCAAGAAUCUGAGUGGAGGCCAAAAGAGGAAGCUCUCGGUGGGCAUCGCCAUCCUGGGGGACCCCAAGAUCCUGCUCCUGGACGAGCCGACGGCCGGCAUGGACCCCUGCUCCCGACAUCAGGUGUGGUCUCUCCUGAAGAGUCGCAGAGCCGGCCGAGUGCUUGUGCUCAGCACGCACUACAUGGACGAGGCCGACAUCCUCGCCGAUCGCAAAGCGGUGAUCUCGCAGGGCCGGCUGAAAUGCGUGGGCUCGUCCUUGUACCUCAAGACCAAGUGCGGCGUGGGCUAUCAUCUCAGGAUGUCCAUCAGCAAUCGCAGUGAUACCGGCAAGAUUUCCUCGCUGGUCCAGCAGCAUAUUCCCAAAGCCAAGCUGACACGGCAGCAGGAGGCGGAGCUAAACUUCACGCUGCCUUUUGAGAGCUUGGCUGCAUUUGCAGGAUUGUUCUCGGAGCUGGACUCCCGACCUGACCUAGGCCUGGUCAACUAUGGCGUUUCCAUGACGACGCUGGAGGACGUCUUUCUGCGUCUGGAGGCGGAGGCUGAAGUGGACGAAGCAGACUACAGCGUGUUCGGUCGGGAGGAGGCGGGGGACGAGUGCGACGCUACAGUGGCAAUGAGCAGCGACGACGAGGCGGACCGGCGGCUGCUGAUGUUCUCGGACGGGUCGGAACUGGCGAGGGGUGCGGCGCUCUGGCGCCAGCAGUUCAGUUCGGUGGCGUGGCUCCACAUGCUCAACUUGUGGCGCGAGAGGAAGGCUUUGCUUUACGUUCUUUCGUUAUUGCUGGUGUUUGUAGCCACCAUGCUGGUCCUGUCUUUGUCCACGGGGAAUAUCCUGCUCCACUCGCCGGCCCGCCAGUUCCUGCCCAUCUACCUGCUGGGCAGAAACCAACCCCCCCGCAGAUACGCCAGCAGACUCCUGGUGUGCAACUCGACAGGUACGGAUAUUUCGGACUUUAUCCGGAACCUGGAAGGGCAGGACAUCGCGGUGGAAGUGGCGAAUCACUGCGACUACAUGAUGGCGGCUCCGCACAGCGCUGCCAUCAACGUGACGAGCUCCAGCAAGGGCUUCAGGUACAGCUUGGCCUUCAACAGCACCACAGUGCACUCGUUACCCAUGACCGUCAACAUUCUCAGCAACGCUCUCCUUAGAGGGCUCAACAGCACCGCGCGCAUUCAAACUUGGACCAAACCAUUUGAUUAUAAAAUUUCACCCGCCACGGCGUACGUGCUGCUCUUCAUCGAGUCCGUCUUACUGGGAAUGUUGGCGGCCGGCAUGCCCGCCUAUUUUGCCAUGGAGCACAUGCGAGACCAGGAGCUGAAGUGCCGCUCGACACUGCGUGUAUCCGGUCUGCUCCCGUCGGCGUACUGGUGCGGCCAGGCGGCCGUGGACGUGCCCUUCUACUACCUCGUCGUGUCCUGUAUGACCGUCAUCCUCUUCUCCUUCCACUCCGGCAACUUGCUCACCUCCGGCAACCUCAGCACCGUGGUCUUCUGUACCGUUGGUUUCGUUCCAGCCGUGAUCCUCUUCACGUACGUCUGCUCUUUCGGGUUCUCCCGAGUCCAAAGCAACAGAGACUUCUUUUCCGUCAUCUCCAUGAUGGUGUGCGUGGUGUCGGGCUCGGUGGUUCACAUUCCCCUGGUGAGCGACAGACAGGGGAUGACGCACAACAUUCUGUGCAUCCUCAACCCGCUCUACCCGCUCAUGGGCUGCCUCAGCUGCAUCGCCAAGGCCGCCUUCCUCCCAUCGUCUCCGGAUCAGGGCUUUGUGUUCAACAACAUGCUCGUCUCCGUUUUUGGGCCGUACCUGCAGUGUGUGGUGCUGCUGCUGGUGCUGCGCUGGCUGGAGCGCCGUUACGGCGGCAGGACCGUCAGGACUGAUCGCUUGUGCAGGAUGUCCUCCAACCGGAGGCCCAAAGUGGAGCGUAACCCCGAGGAAGGCCCGAACCAGGACGAGGACCAGGACGUUCAGAUGGAGAAGGCCCGAGUCAAGGAGGCCCUCAGCUGCCGCUCCUGUGACGAGAAGCCGCUGCUGGUCGCCAACAACCUGAGGAAGAAGUAUAAAAGUCGCAGGGAAGGCUUCGCUCUCAGCAAGAGUGGCAAAGUGGCCACCAGGAACGUCUCUUUCUGCGUUCGGAAAGGCGAGGUUCUUGGACUGUUGGGCCCAAACGGAUCGGGCAAGAGCACCGUCAUGCGCAUGCUGUCGGGGGAGAUGGAGCCCACGGCAGGAGAGGUGCUGAUGGGAGAUUUUGGUUUGGGGUCGGGUUCGCGGGAAGCCUCCCCGGAUCACGUGGGCUACUGCCCCCAGGUCAACCCUCUGUGGCCCAGGAUGACGUUGCACGAGCACUUGGAGCUCUACGCCGCCGUCAAGGGCCUGAAGGGACGCGACGUCCCCGGGAUCAUCCAGCGUGUGGUGACUGCUCUGGAGCUGAAGGAGCACGUGCAUAAGCAGGCCAAGUCUUUGACCGCUGGCCUCAAGAGAAAACUGUGCUUUGCGCUGAGCAUGAUCGGGAACCCCGAAACGCUGCUCCUGGACGAGCCGUCGUCCGGGAUGGACCCCAAGUCCAAACAGCGCGUGUGGAGAGCCAUCCGUGCCGCCCUGAGGGACCGUCAGCGCGGCGCCGUGCUCACCACGCACUACAUGGAGGAGGCGGAGGCCGUGUGCGACCGUGUGGCCAUCCUGGUGUCGGGCCGGCUCAGGUGCCUGGGCUCAAUCCAGCAUCUGAAGGCCAAGUACGGCCGAGGUUACGGCCUGGAGCUGAAACUCGGGGAGGACGUGAGGGGGCUCCAGCAGGUGGCGCUGCUGCACGAGGAGAUCAUGGCCAUCUUCCCGCAUGCCUCCAGACAGGAGAGCUUUGCCACCCUAAUGGCAUAUAAAAUCCCCACGGAGGACGUCCGAUCUCUGGCCGCCGCCUUCUCGCAGCUGGAGCGCGUGAAGCAAACGUUCAAGUUUGAGGAGUACAACUUCUCGCAGUCCACUCUGGAACAGGUCUUCCUGGAGUUCGCCAAGGAGCAGGACAACGAGGACGACGAGGCGGGCUCGCUCAGCACCACUUUCCAGUGGCGCCGCCUGACAAACGACCAGUCGCAAGUCGACCACUCCGCUUGCGACAACCACGGCGACAGCGUCGUGCGACAGCUGUGACACCACCCCCUACGCCCGGACACAAAAAAAAAAACUGACCGUGUGCGUGUGUGUGUGUGUGUGUGUGUGUGCGAUGUCAAAUCUUUAUCGCCCCUUUCUCACUGCUCACCAAAGCCUUUGUGUCGAAAAUUGCGGCUGCUGUGCGCACACGCGAUAGAGAUGCGGGAACGUCCUAUUCCUCGAUGUCUGUGUGAAACACGGAAUAUACCGUUUAACACCUCUAAUGUGUCAGUUUUGCAGACAGCCAGCACGAAAGGGGCGUUUUUGUUUUGUAUUUUUUGUUUUUGUUUAUUGCACCGUGUUUUUAAAAGGAAGUGCAAACCAUCCAGGAUGAAUGCACCGAAGCGUAAAGGCUGUUUAAAUAAGACGCUGACAAACCUACACUCCUACCAACACUGAUUCCCAUUGUCCCAGAAGCCACAUCUGUGGGACUGCGCACAAUGGUCACAGGAAUGUUUUUAAUGCGCAGGCGAGUGAACUACCGACGAGAUGGCGUGAAAGGCGUUUCUGUGUGUGGUUUGGGAGCAAUUCUAAAUUGAAUGCGAGCCGUCCAGAAGGGAAGUAUGAAACAAAGCAAUGAUGAUGACGACACAUGCUCCCCAGACUGUUGGUGUGUUUUGGAAGGGAUCUCUAACCCCUUUCAUACUGCCCCACCUACGCUCAAGACUCACCACCAUCGUGUUCAAAGCAAUUGUCACUAGACGCUGCAACAGUGGUGAGAACGCACACAUGAUAAUGCAGGGUGGACUGUAACCAAUGUGGCGAAAAGGCCCUGCGAAGGUUUUUCAGUGAUGUUUUUAGUCUGUGUUAAAAGGCCAAUAUUCGCUGCACCAGAAGUCUCCAAGGAUGUCCCGUUUCUGAGCAUUCUGUGGAUGAAAAAGGGAGCGUGAAAAGCCGUUUGUUUAGUGUUUUUAAGUGAAAGUGUGAGCCGUCCAAGAUGGAAUCAAGCGCCAAAUCAGCAUACACGACAGCGUGUCUGUAGUAUGGUCACGCCAUUGGAUGUGAGCUGUCAGGUCCCUUCAUUUCACACUGACGCGGAUGCCGUCCGGAACAAGGCGCGAGUGAGCGUCGUACAUGUAGCGCACGUUACCCAGGACGCAGGCCUCCCCCCCAAAAAUAUCGAUUAUUUCUAUCAGUAUUUUGGGGGCUUAUAUUAGCACCACUAGUGAAAUCUUUGUUGCAUUUUGUAAAAAAA
Hippocampus comes (tiger tail seahorse) is the source of this 6362-nucleotide messenger RNA. It is a transcript of the gene abca5, whose product is annotated as ATP-binding cassette, sub-family A (ABC1), member 5. Gene Ontology annotation, biological process: lipid transport; transmembrane transport. NCBI's taxonomy places the organism in Eukaryota, Metazoa, Chordata, Actinopteri, Syngnathiformes, Syngnathidae. Gene Ontology annotation, molecular function: ATP hydrolysis activity; ABC-type transporter activity; lipid carrier activity. The record is from RefSeq and is a predicted model, not a curated record. Gene Ontology annotation, cellular component: intracellular membrane-bounded organelle; membrane. The transcript has 39 exons. The coding region runs from base 170 to 5167 and encodes 1665 amino acids.